Molecule: messenger RNA, 673 nt
Organism: Triticum urartu
Lineage: Eukaryota; Viridiplantae; Streptophyta; Magnoliopsida; Poales; Poaceae
Product: calcium-binding protein KIC
Molecular function (GO): calcium ion binding
Source: RefSeq, a predicted model, not a curated record
UCCCCCUCCCUCCCCGCUUUAUACAAGAGGCCAGCCAGCGCUCGGCUUCUUGCGCCCCGUCGAUACAGAAACAACGACAGCGGCGACAGCUCUUCAUCGCUUGAUUUCUUGAUCGUCGGAGCAUGGCGGACGAGGGCGCGGGGGCGUACGAGGACCUGCUGCCGGUGAUGGCGGGGCGGCUGGGCACGGCGGGGCUGCUGUCGGAGCUGCGGGCGGGGUUCCGGCUGCUGGCGGACCCGGCGCGGGGCGCCAUCACGGCCGAGAGCCUGCGGCGGAGCGCGGGGGCCGUGCUGGGCGUGGAGGGGAUGACGGGGGAGGAGGCGCGGGCGAUGGUGGGCGAGGGCGACCACGACGGCGACGGCGCGCUCAGCGAGCAGGAGUUCUGCGUGCUCAUGGUGCGGCUCAGCCCCGGCAUCAUGGCCGACGCCGAGGGCUGGCUCGAGGAGGCCAUCGCCGACGAGCUGCUCCCGCCGCCGCCGCCGCCGCCCGCGCCGGCCGCCUGAGCCGUCACCUGCAUAGCUAGCCAUCUUGAUUGUUAUGUACUACUACUUGCGUCGCUACUGACUGUAUGUUUGUUGUAUCGCCGCCGUGUAGUCGCCGUUGUUGUUUGAGUGUUCGUACGUACUUACAUGGUGAUGCUCUUUGAGGCUUCGAGCAUUGCUUUAUUGGUUAA